Messenger RNA from Diprion similis, 3267 nucleotides. RefSeq lists its product as uncharacterized. Gene Ontology annotation, molecular function: chitin binding. Bases 196 to 3090 code for a protein of 964 amino acids. The record is from RefSeq and is a predicted model, not a curated record. Gene Ontology annotation, cellular component: extracellular region. The transcript is spliced from 2 exons. NCBI's taxonomy places the organism in Eukaryota, Metazoa, Arthropoda, Insecta, Hymenoptera, Diprionidae.
AUUAUCUUUCGUAUACGGUGUAGAUUGUCAAAUGCGAUACAAAUAUUUACCUAUGAUUUGUUGUUCGAGUGGGAAAACGGGGUCGCAAUCAAUGAGAGUAUAAAAAUCCAGCGAUACUGAUGUUAUAUAUACAACAACUCGAAUCGCGGAAGUCAAAUACGGAGAAACGACGCUUAACUGUCGACUGGCGCCAUCAUGAAGACCUUAAUCUGUGUCGCUGCCUUCUUGGUAAUUUGCGAAGCUGGUCAUCCGCAUCUAAGCCUUCUACGAGGCUUAGCACGAGGCGAGAAUGGCUUGUCAAGGAUCGACUUCCCGGCGUACGAAGACAAGUGCACGAAGGUUCGAGAAUGCAUUAGUUGCACCGAAGCGAAGGUGUGUUUGCCGAAUGGCCAGCCGAUUGGGACGGUCAAUUGCUCCAUCUGGAGUCCUUCGACGCCCUUCUGCGAUCCAGAAAAUGGUCUUUGCACCGCUGAAGAACCCUCGAGCUGCGCGGAGAAACAGACACCCUUCCCAUGUCCGCCCCAGAAUGGCACAUAUCCGGACCCGCAGGACUGCAGUCGGUUUCACUACUGCGUCGGUGGUAAGGACACGACGAUAGUCUGUCCUAAGAAGAACGUCUACGACCACAACCAAGGAACUUGCAAGCUUCGCCGACGGCUCUCUGACUGCGUGGAAUUCAACUGCAUCCACAGAGAGGGCGAAGACAUUUUGUACCCCGAGGAUGAUCGCAUCUGGGCAACUUGCGCUGCUGGAAAAGCCUACAUCAUGGGUCGAUGCAAGGAGUACGAGCGGUACGACGUCGCCCUCAGGAAGUGCUCCAGGGUAUGCAGGGCUGUCGAGAACCAACCGAUCGAGGGCGAGUGCGGUAGCUACAUCAGGUGUGCCGAGGUUGGAAUCGGGCAACUGGAACCCGUAAGGUUCCCUUGUCCACCUGGCCAAGGCUUUGAUAUUGGUAAGAAAGUGUGCAGCCCGAGCGUUUCAUGUCCUGCUAUAUCCGGUAGCAAGGAAAACGAUGGUGACGAAAAGGACGAGGAUGACGAGGUCGAUGCUGAGGAUGGUGGUGCGCGGUUAUGGUCUCUCCGCAUCAAUAGUUCUGGUAAUUCGAACAGUAAUAACAACGUGUCGAACGGAGAUGACAGCACGAAUGGUAAUUUAAUUAAUGGUAACGGUAACGGGAAUAAUUCAAAUUCUGGAAACGUUGGAUCAGCGGGUCGGUCACGUAUUUCUUUUCGAAUCAUCAACAACUCGGGAAGCAAUAACACGGACAACAGUAUUGAAAACGGCGACGAUAGAGUCGCGGGAAAUCUCGUUAAUGGUGACGAUAAUGGGAACAGCCAGAAUUCGGGAAACGUUGGGACUGGAAAUCAGAAGAACGUUUCGUCUCGAAUCAUCAAUAACUCGGGCGACAAUAAUGCUGACAACAAGGUUACGAACGGUGACGAUGGUCUGAUUGGAAACCUCGUGAAUGGUAACAACAACGGAAACAAGGAAAAUUCGGAAAACGUAGGAUCCGGAAAUCAGAAUAGAAUGGCAUCUCGAAUCAUCAACAACUCGGGGAGCAACAAUGUAAAUAACAAUGUUGCGAACGGUAACGAUAAAAUGGCAGGAAACCUCGUGAAUGGCAAUAACAACGGAAAUAAGGAAAAUUCGGGAAACGUCGGAUCUGGAAAUCAGAAUCGGAUGGCAUCUAGAAUCAUUAACAACUCGGGUAGCAACAAUGUUAAGAACAAUGUUGAGAACGGUGACGAUAAAGUGACAGGAAACCUCGUGAAUGGUAAUAAUAAUGGGAACAGCGAGAACUCGGGAAACGUUGGAUCCGGAAAUCAGCAUCGGGUUGAACCUCGAAUCAUCAACAACUCGGGAAGCAACAACUUGAACAAUCAUGUUGAGAAUGGUGAUGAUAGGGUGACCGGAAAUCUCAUGAAUGGAAAUAAUAAUGGGAAUAAGAACAACUCGGGGAAUGUUGGUACCGGAAAUCGUAACCGCCGAUCGGUACUGGUCCGUAUUAAUAAUUCCGGUAAUGAGAACAGCGGCAACAGCAUUGUCAACGGAAACGACGAAAGCAAUGGAAACCUCAUAAACGGUAACGGAAAUUCAGGGAAUAGUAACGACGGAAAUAUCAGUUCUAGUAAUCAAAAUGGCCCGUCACCUCGGAUCAAUAAUUCGGGAAACACCAACGCGAACAACAGCAUUGCAAAUGGAAACGACAGUUCUAACGGAAAUCUUGUGAACGGAAACGGCAACUCGGGAAAUCAUAAUACCGGGAACGUAGAGACUGGGAACCAGGGAAAAUUGGCUUCGAGGAUAAUAAAUAACUCGGGAGAUAAGAACAGCAAAAAUGAUAUCAGAAAUGGCGACGAUCUAGUCGUGGGCAACCUCGUCAACGGCAACAAUAAUGGGAACAGUCAUUAUUCCGGGAAUACUGGAUCUGGUAAUCAACAUGAACCCGCCACUCGCAUCAAUAAUUCUGGAAAUGACAACGCAAACAACAGUGUUGCCAACGGUAAUGACAGCGGCAACGGAAAUCUUGUAAACGGAAACGGGAACUCGGAGAACGGAAAUUCCGGAAACAUUGGGUCUGGAAACCAGAGAAGAUUUGCUUCGAGGAUAAUAAAUAACGCGGGGAACAACAACAAGGACAACAAGGUGGCGAACGGCAAUGACAACGUGAUCGGAAACCUCAUCAACGGAAAUAACAACGGGAACAAUCAUAAUUCCGGGAAUACUGGAUCCGGCAAUCAGCACAGAAUGAUUUCGCGCAUCAACAAUUCCGGGAACAAUAAUGCGGACAAUAACGUGUCGAACGGCGACGACAGCUCCAAUGGGAACCUGGUCAAUGGAAACAACAACUCCGCUAAUACAAACACCGGAAAUAUCGGCUCCGAGAACCAUCAUCAAGAGACCACGGAAAUCAGUGAGGAUCAAGACCAAGGAUCAACUACCGAAGAGAAGCCUUCCGCUCUGUUAGAAUCGAUCCAAAAACUAGCGGAAUGGGUGAGAGAUAAGUUCUCUGAGCAGAACCCACCGGAAAACGAUUCUUCAAACUUGUUACCGACGGAGGAAAGUGUGGAUGAAGAUUUGGAGUCUUAGAAUCAAAGAAGACGCUUCAAUCGCUUUACCAAAACAAAAAAAAAAAAAAAAAUAAUGAUAAUUCCAUAAAACAAUGCGCGUGAAUGUAUUAUUUCUUUUAAUGUUAAGAUCGUAGAUGUAGAUUCAGAAUAAAAUCAUAUUCCUGAGCGCGUGGUGGAAAAUAAAGCAAAUUUGUUA